CGUGUAACGCGUCAACCAACUUUAUCAGUUAAGUACCUAAUGCGUGUUUUUUCAUGAAGAGCUGUAUAUACCUACCUAUUUCCAAAUGGUAACAUCGAGAGAAACGUAGGAUUGGCAAGGAGUACGACUCUAGAGGACGUGAAAAAUGCAUAAUGCCGUCCCGACUCCACUCAUGCUCCGGAAUCUACCCUUGUAAUGCUACCGAAACCCGACGUGUUACUGUAUUAAAGACUUACCCACUUCGCGCCACGAACACGAUCGAGUUACCUCGGCCGGCCGGUCUGAGACAUUCGUCUCUCUUCUUAAGCCACGCAGUCAUCUGUAGUAUCACCGUGCUACCUAUCUUACAGUCGAAUUAUAAACGAAUAUGAAGAGAGCUAUUAGAUGAAAUACCAGCCAAAAGUUUACUCUUAGCACUGUGAUCAAUGUUUUGACGAUAUCUUGGUCUCAAACUCCAUGUUUACCCAGUAUCUAAAAGCGCUAUCAUCUACUUCUAAUAUCUAAAAAUGGCUUUCCCCAUAGCCGCGGCCGCUGCAGGCAGCGUUGCCCUCGCGGCCUACAUGGACGCUCGCUUUCAUAUAAUGAACGAUUUGGCCCAGGGAAGCAAUAAGCUACGCACCGCUUUGCUGUUAAGGCUCGUCGCCCAGGAAGCCCGAAAGGGAAAGUUGCUCCUCUACCAUACCUUUGAGGAUCGCGCCAACACCCCCAUGGGUGAUCUUACCUUUCUCAUAUUUGAGGAUCGUGAGUGGACCUUUCGUCAAUUCUAUCAGGCCCUACAACCGGUUGGCAAUUGGUUGCUCAAGGAUCUGGGUAUUAAAAAGGGCGAGAUGGUGGCGCUAAAUGGCGUUAACAGCCCCGAGUAUAUUCUGCUCUGGCUCGCCCUUGAGGGAAUUGGUGCCACAGUGGCCUUCAUAAAUUACAAUUUGACAGCCGAAUCUCUUGUUCAUUGCGUCAAGCUUAGUGGUGCUCGGUACAUGCUUGCGGACUCAGACGUCCGCCACCUUAUUUCUCCCGUCGAAGAAGAACUUACCUCAGCCGGCAUCCAGACAGUUUACUACAGCCCUUCAUCUAUAAGCGCUCUCACAGACACAGAGCCGCUUCCCGCCUCGCGCCGCGAAGAUAUAAAGCCCACGGAUAUAGCAUCUCUUAUCUACACAUCCGGCACUACAGGCAAACCCAAAGGCACAGUCGUAACUCGGGCGCGCUACGUGCUCCUAAAGCAAGCCGGAGGCAGACUGGGCCUCAAGCCCGGCGUUAGACUAUACACCUGUCUCCCGCUUUACCAUGCCUCCGCUCAGGGCCUUGCCUGCACCUCAUGUAUUCACACAGGAGGCACGCUAGUCCUAUCGCGCAAGUUUUCCCACAACACGUUCUGGCCCGAGGUCCGCUCGUCGAAAGCCUCGAUUAUCCAAUACGUAGGCGAAUUAUGUAGGUAUCUGCUAAACGCGCCGCCCAACCCUCUCGACACCAAUAAUAACGUCCGGGUGGCAUGGGGCAACGGUCUGCGGCCAGAUAUAUGGGAGACGUUCCGGGAGCGCUUCGGCAUUGAAGUCAUUCAGGAGUUUUACGCCUCGACGGACGGGGUCGGAAUGCUUAGUAACUCGAGCCGGAACGACUACUCACGGGGCGCGAUAGCUAUAAGAGGUCCGCUAUGGCAUUUGAUUAACGGCGGCAGCGAAGCGCGUGUGCGCAUCGAUCCGGACACGCAGGACAUCGUGCGAGACGCAGAAGGCUUCGCAAUCCGGUGCAAGACCAAUGAGCCGGGAGAGACCAUCUAUCGCAUCGAUCCGGUGAAGACUGCAACGCCGGUGUAUCAUGGGAACCCGCAAGCCGGUCAGAAGCGGUUAGUCACGGACGUGUUCAGCAAAGGAGACCUGUGGUUCCGAACGGGCGACGCGAUGCGCAUGGACGCGGAGGGCCGGCUAUUUUUCGUGGACCGCCUUGGCGACACGUUCCGCUGGCACUCGGAGAACGUGUCGACAGCCGAAGUCGGCGACGUCGUAGGUGCAUUCCCGCAAAUUGCCGAGGCGAGCGUGUACGGCGUCCUAGUUCCCAAUGCGGACGGGCGAGCUGGGUGCGCGGCUGUCGUUGCGACGGAGGGGACGUCUAUUAAGGCUGAGGAUAUAGCCAGUGGGAAGGGCUUGGAUCUAAAGGGGCUGGCAGAGCACUGUCUUGCAAAUCUCCCGCGGUAUGCGGUGCCGAUAUUUCUAAGAGUCGUCAAGCAGCUCGAGUACACGGGCACGAUGAAGGUCCAGAAGGGACGUCUGAGGUCUGAAGGGAUCGAUCCGGAGGCCAUUGAGAAGGCAGCGAAGGAGAAUGGGGAAGAAGCCGAUGCAAUUUAUUGGCUGCCUCCUGGUGAGAAGGCAUAUGUUCCGUUCAGGGGUAAGGACUUACAGGAGCUUAAGGGUGGUAAGGUCCAACUUUGAUCGUAUAAUUAUUGUGUUUAUAUUACACUAUGAUCAAGAUUCUUGUAGAAUAAGAUAGAUUUGCCGUUAUUAGGUAUUAGGGCAAUAUCAUAACGUACCUAAGGUAGGUAAUUAGUGGUGUUAGAGAUGAAGUCCUUAAUAGAACGGAACGUUCGGUGGUAAGGCAAAUACUCCAUUCGUUUUAUUAGCUACUUUAGGUACGUAAGGUAUAAGGUAUAAAAGGAUUGUGCAGAUGUUCA
Molecule: messenger RNA, 2665 nt
Organism: Daldinia vernicosa
Lineage: Eukaryota; Fungi; Ascomycota; Sordariomycetes; Xylariales; Hypoxylaceae
Product: fatty acid transporter
Exons: 2
Coding region: 507-2426 (639 amino acids)
Molecular function (GO): long-chain fatty acid-CoA ligase activity; long-chain fatty acid transmembrane transporter activity
Source: RefSeq, a predicted model, not a curated record